Molecule: messenger RNA, 4770 nt
Organism: Sclerotinia trifoliorum
Lineage: Eukaryota; Fungi; Ascomycota; Leotiomycetes; Helotiales; Sclerotiniaceae
Source: the annotation of a GenBank genome assembly
AGUGUUCACACCUGGAAAGCUCAAGAAAGUUCCAUAAUUACGUCCCACCCACAGUAUAACUUUAAGUUCUGGACAGCUUUAACGUCGUUGCACACAACAAUUUAUAAGAGAAAAGCAGUUGUACUUACAGAGCCUAUUCAAUUAAGAAGAGCUCUGCAUUGCACCAAUUUCUAAACCUCCAUACAUUGUUUCUGCAUCGCCCCUUAUGCCAGUCUUCUAGACCCUGGAGCUCAUUCUCCCAUAAUUUUGUCUGCGUGGCCAUACUUGUCCUUAUCUUCCCGGUUCAAUUGAUCUGCGUUCGCCCUGUCCCCAAUCACUCAGCAAUUCUUCAAUUCCUCAGGUAUGUUAUUCUAUUCUCUAUUCAUUUAUUAUUUUAGUGAAGAGCAAGCAGUCCAUUACACCAUAUUCUAAUGCGACGGCGUGCCGUAGAAUUCCUAGCCGAUUUUAACCUCAACCUUGUCAUUCUACAAUCGUUAUAUUCACCAUCCCUACUAUGUCUGCUGUCGAUACUGCCGUGCCAAAUGGCCACUCCGAAGCCAAUGGCAAUGGCCCUGAAUUGAGCCAGGCUCAAAAGCUUAUGCAAAAGCAUGACCAAGAACACCAGCCCACCAUUGAGGAUAUUCCCGAUGAAGAAGACUUGAAACAUGGUGAACAACCUUCCUCUGCUAGCAUCCUCGAGGAUGCCAAUGGUGAUUCCGCUGCUCCGGGAUGGGUUCCCCCUAUGUCUACAAAAGCUGCAGGAAAACAGAAGGAGGAUGUCCGCAAGGAACCGUCAAUCGAUACACAAUCCCACGAGUUAUUUCCAGCUCUCGGAGCCACUUCCCAGCCCAAGCCUCAAGCUCAAGGGAUCUGGGGCGGCGGAAAAGCCUCAGCCAAUGCCAAUGGAACUCCGGCAAAUGGUGCAUCCCCAGCUUCUACUACCAACUCAGGCGCCGCAACUCCAAUGUCUUCAGUCAACCGACCAAAGGUCACUCAGCCAGGCCAACAGCCCCAUGAGAGAAUCGAGUUAGCCCAAGAUCAAAUUCUCAAGCGGGGAGAGUUGAAGAAACCUUUGCCUGAAAUUUUGAGAGAGAUCAACAAAAAGUAUAGGUCUAAUAUCACUCAAUCAACUGGUAUGGGAGGGAAGAUGACUUUCACGGCGUAUGGUCCUCCGUCAGCUGCUCGAACUGGUAUUAAGGCCUUGAUGGAACAAAUUGGUGCCAAGGUAAGUUAAAUUCCACUUCUUUUUACCAUUCUCUAACAAUCAUUAGCAAGAAAUUCGUGUAUCCAUCCCCAGCAAAGCACGAGCCUUUAUCAUCGGGAAACAAGGUUUAAAGAUCAAGGAAUUGCAAGAAGCUACCGGUGCUAGAAUUCAAAUUCCCAAGGAUGAUAAGGCUAGCGCUGCCGACGAUGACGAAGAUGCUACAGUAGAUGUCACAGUCGUGGGCAAUGCUGUUGCUGUCGCAGAAGCUAAGAAGGCAAUCGAGAAAAUUGUGGGAGAAAAAGUAGGCACAACCAAGACAAAAUUGCGUGGUAUUCCAUCCGAAUUCUACACCUUCCUUGCUGGUCCUCAUAACACUCAUGCCAACUCCUUGAGAAACACUCACAACUUGUCCGAGUUGGAAAUCCCGUAUAACUACACCUUGCCAAGCACUGCUCGCGAUCGUGAAGGUCCACUUUUCGUUCCAGCAGCAGCCGAUAACUGUAUCACUCUCAAUGGUGAACGUGCUGCCGUCCUAGCAGCACGCGCUGAAAUUGAACGUCGGGCCAAGCAGUUGCACGAGGAGCUAACCCGUCAAGAACUGCAAGGAAUAAACAAGGGCCGUCAUCAAUUUAUUCUUGGUGAUCAAGGUAACCCAGGGCAGGACUUUUUUGCCAAAACUGGAUGUGCCAUAUUUUUACCAAGCGAAGCUGAUGAAGACGAUGCUAUUACAAUUGUUGGCCCUUCAGAGAAGAUCAAGGAUGCUGUGCGGGAAGCCAGAAAGCAAGCAAUGGCUACGCAAACUGUCAACAUUGACAUCCAUAAACAACUCAAAAAGUCAUCGGGAAACACUAGUCAGCACGCGCAGAAUCUCGCACGAUACUUACGCCAGCGAAGCGAGAUUGAGAGACUCGAAAAGCUUCAUAAUGCUCGUAUCUUCACUCCAACACAAGCCGAUGUUACCUCACCAUGGGAGGUCUACUCUCGGGAUCAAGAUAGUCUGUUUGAAGUACAGGAACAGCUGAUCAGCAUGAUUGAUGCUCACCCUCUUUCACGCAUGGCAAACAUUCCUGUGGACUCCUUCUAUCAUAAACAUCUUGGACAAGAUAUUUCCCCAAGAGUCAAGAGAGAUUAUGGCGUGCACAUAGUAUUGCCAGAUGGCCCCAACGGUGAUGUACUGCUUGUUUUCGAAGGACUUGCUGGUAGGGAGCCGGAAUAUAGCAUACCCCGCACCCAGCCCUCGAGAAAUGAUAUUGCAGAAUUCCAACGUGGUUUGGAAGAGGCCCGCAAACACAUUCUUGAUGUUAUCGGUUCUCAGGCAGAAAUCAUCAGCGAAUCCAUUGACGUGCCAAGAAUGUAGGUCUUUCUUGAUGACAUUUAUUUACUUCCAAUGCUGACCAUCAUAGCUACCACGACAAGCUCAGGAAAUUCAUAUUUGCGGAGAAUAAGGCCUUCCAGAUUCCUGCUCGUGUUAGUGCAAAUGGAACUGUCGUUACACUCCAAGGGCCUAGACCUACUGUGGAAAAGUUGGCUGUCAAGGUCAAAGAUUUUGUUGCACAAGCGAUUGAGGAGGAAAAAGAACGUGGUUACACACUUACUUUUGAUUUCCCUCAGAAGCAUGCAAACCAGCUCAUUGGUAAGGGAGGCGCAUUUGUGAACGAGUUGCGUGAAAAGUUCGAUGUCGACAUCCAACUCAAGGAUGGUCAAGUUGAAGUUAAGGGGCCCAAGGCCAAAGCGGAUGCUGCCAAAUCGCACAUUUCGUCACUUGGCAGGCAAUGGGCUGAUGAAACAACCUAUACUCUGAAGAUUGAUCCUAAAUAUCACCCUGAGCUCAUUGGUGCCAAGGGUACUCAGAUCAACAGAUUGCAAACUCGUUACAAGGUCCAAAUUCACUUCCCACGCACGGGUCGACCUACGGAUGAUGACCAUACAGGAAGCGAUGCUGGUCAACAAAGUGCUCGACGUCAGCAAGCCCCAGAUGAAGUUACCAUAAAGGGACCUAGGAAGGGGGCUGAUGAAGCCAGAGAUGAAAUCCUUUCUCUAUUCCAAUAUCUACAAGAUAACUCACACGGUGCUACUGUCAGUGUUCAGCAAAGCCAAAUUCCUUCCCUUAUCGGUCAACGUGGAGCUGGUAUGGAAGAACUGAGACAAUUGACUGGAGCCAAGAUUGAUGUUCCAAACUCUCGGGACAGUGCUGAUGAAUCAGGACGAGUUGAGAUCCAAAUCAAGGGGACAGCAUCUCAGGUGGCAAAGGCAAAGAAAUUGAUCGAGGAAAAGAAGAGUGUUUUUGAUUCGACAGUAACCGAGUCUUUGGAUGUUGAUAAGAAGCACCAUAGAGCUUUGAUCGGUGCUGGGGGCGCAAACAUUCAUGCCAUCAUUGUUAAUGCUGGAGGAUCUGGUGACCGUCGAGAACUCGCUCGUGUUGUGCAAUUCCCCAAGGCCGAGUCUGAUGGUAAUGCUAUCAAAAUUGAAGGUAAUCGACAACUUGUUGAUAACAUUGUCGCUGCCAUUCAAAAGAUUGUUGUGGAACGAGAGAGCCAAAUCACGGAAACUGUGGAUGUUCCAACCGAUAAGCACCGCCCUUUGAUCGGCGCUGGCGGUGAGACGAAGAAGGGUAUGGAGAAGAAAUUCAAGGUCUCAAUUGAUAUCCCUAGACAGGGUAGUGGUCAAACCGGUAUCACCGUCACUGGUCUUCCAGCUGAUGUUGAAAAGGCAAAGGCUCACAUUCUUGAAGUUGUUAAAGGCCAGGAAGGUGAAACCGUCCAAGUUCCUCGUAAGCUUCACAACGAUAUUUCGAACAAUGGUCAAUUUUUCAGAAAAUUACGAAAUGAUCUUCAAGUCACAGUUGAUCAUGCAGGAGCCAAGAUGCCAGCAAGAGCCGCACCACCUUCCAGUGCCGGUGCAAAGGAUGCUUUGAUCACCGAUGAAAAGGAUACAUCCGAUGAUGUUGAGGAAUGGUUCGUCUUCAACAAGUCUGAUUCUGGAGAGACUGGUGAUAUUCCAUGGGUUUUACGUGGCUCCACCGAAAACAUUGCGCAAGCCAAGUCUCUCUUGGCACAAGCCAUUGAACAAGCAUCAAAGAACAACUUUGUUGGACACCUUACCCUCGUUGAUCCUAGCUUGUAUGGAUCAAUUGUUGGCAAAAAUGGUAGCAAGGUCAACAGCAUUCGAAAGGCUACGGGCUGUAACAUCACUGUUCCUCGCGGACAGGGAACUGAUCCAAUUGAGGUUGUGGGUAGUGAGGAGGGUAUUGAAAAGGCAAAGGAAUUGAUACUUCAAGCUGUUGCCGAGGGGAAGAAUAAACCUGCUCGCGGAGGCGAUAGAUAUUAAUUGCAUAGUGAGCGAAGGAUAGAUGAGAUGGUGUUGGGGGUUGAUGUGAUGAUCAAUGGUGAAGAUUUAUGGGAAUGGAUAUAGCCGAUACGUUUCAUUAUGGAGGAUUCAUGAGCGAAAGACAUUUUAUCAUACUGCAUGCAGAACUUAUCUUUCUUUCCUGGGUUGUACAUUCUGGGGAUGUGGUGGGAAUAGCCAGGUUGACAUAUAGGUACCGUGUCAUAAAAAGAUAUUGGCGGGAAAAUUAUAGGAGUUAGCGU